AUGAUUCCUGUUUCUUUCUUCCUACAGAGAGUUGCUGCUGACGUGACGUCAUCACCCAGUGCUGCACCUACCACCGACGCAAGUGUAGUUGGCAAUGUUGUCAAGCAGGACAGAGAAAAGCGCUUCCUGGGUGUGGAGGCAAGAAGCAGCUGGCUGGACGGAGGACCCUCGCUGGGCUUCUCUGCAGGCAACAAUUUGCCACUGGAGAGAAACUUAAUGCUGAAACUCUUAAACGAGAAUAAGUUGAGGCAGAAUUUGGGUCAGGUCUCCUCCAUCCAUGAUGGCACCAGCACCCUGUUGUACGACAAGAGGAAUCUGGCAUCGCUGGCGGCGACCAACAACAUGCCGAAGAAUGUAAAGAAAUCCGAGAGCAGCGCCGUCCCUCCCACCGCCUUCCCCGCCACACAGCCCAAGGAAGACAAGCAGGGAGAUAAACGGAGCAUUGCCAGUCUAGCCCGUGAUGGUAAAUUGCCGAGAACCAAGAAGGACACGAACCUAGAUGAUCACUGGAACGAGAAGAACUUGUCUGUUGCUGCUCACGACACAGCUCCCUCUGUUGACAAGGAGAACUUCGCUCCCUCUGCCCCCGCCAGCAGGCAAAAUGUUACAUUACCUCAGUCUGUGGAUAUGGACAAGCGACAUUUAUCAAGCAUCGCGAGAGCUAAUAAUUUUCCGAAACAGAAUCACCAGCAGAAGCGAUAUUUUGGUUCCUUGUUAAAGAGUAAUCCUCCAUCAUUCAUCGAGAACAAUAUCAACAAACGGUAUGUCGCUUCUCUUCUUGACUCAUUUAGAGAAGAACCUGGUGUAGACAAACGGUUCUAUGCGUCUCUCCUAAAGUCGAACACUCCUCCCCACACAGCGCACCUGAACGUGAUGCAGGGCCAAGACAAACGACACUUUGCGUCUUUGCUCAAGAGCAACUCGGUUCCUUUCUUAAUGCAAAAGCGUUACUUCGCCUCACUCCUCAAGAGUCCCUGGUACAGCAGCCCCGACCUCCAUGACGACCAGGAGAAGCGCUCUUACAGCUCACUGUUCCAAGACCUUCCCGCUAAUACAGCCGACGAUGUUUUCUUCGACCUGAACGACCUGGACGACACAGAUGACACUGACCUCGACAAGCGCCAUUACUCGUCCCUCCUAAAAAGCCGAGAGCCAGGAAACGGGUUUGGUGUCAACAAGCGAUACGUAGCAUCUCUGCUGAGUAAGAGAGCCGACGACCCCUCUCAGAUGUUAGACGAAGAAAAGAGACAUCUGUCAUCUUUGUUUAAACCCAGAAGAAGUGACGAUUCUAUUGAUUCAUUUGAUGAAGUAAAGCGACACUUGGCAUCUCUUUAUAAACCAAAAAGAAGUGAUGAUUCUGUUGAUUCUUUUGAAGAAGAAAAGCGACAUCUGGCGUCUCUUUAUAAACCAAGAAGAAGUGAUGAUUCUAUUGAUGAAGAAAAACGACACUUGGCAUCUCUUUAUAAACCAAGAAGAAGUGAUGAUUCUAUUGAUGAAGAAAAACGACACUUGGCAUCUCUUUACAAACCUAGAAGAAGUGAUGAUUCUAUUGAUGAAGAAAAGCGACAUCUGGCAUCUCUUUAUAAACCAAGAAGAAGUGAUGAUUCUAUUGAUGAAGAAAAACGACAUCUGGCAUCUCUUUACAAAACCAAAAAGAAGUGAUGAUUCUGUUGAUUCUUUUGAAGAAGAAAAGCGACAUCUGGCAUCUCUUUAUAAACCAAGAAGAAGUGAUGAUUCUAUUGAUGAAGAAAAACGACAUCUGGCAUCUCUUUAUAAACCAAAAAGAAGUGAUGAUUCUGUUGAUUCUUUUGAAGAAGAAAAGCGACAUCUGGCAUCUCUUUAUAAACCAAGAAGAAGUGAUGAUUCUAUUGAUGAAGAAAAACGACACUUGGCAUCUCUUUAUAAACCAAGAAGAAGUGAUGAUUCUAUUGAUUCUUUUGAUGAAGUAAAGCGAUACUUGGCAUCUAUUUAUAAACCAAGAAGAAGUGAUGAUUCUAUUGAUGAAGAAAAACGACAUCUGGCAUCUCUUUACAAACCUAGAAGAAGUGAUGAUUCUAUUGAUUCUUUUGAUGAUGUAAAGCGACACUUGGCAUCUCUUUAUAAACCAAGAAGAAGUGAUGAUUCUAUUGAUUCUUUUGAUGAAGUAAAGAGACACUUGGCAUCUCUUUAUAAACCAAGAAGAAGUGAUGAUUCUAUUGAUGAAGAAAAACGACAUCUGGCAUCUCUUUAUAAACCAAAAAGAAGUGAUGAUUCUGUUGAUUCUUUUGAAGAAGAAAAGCGACAUCUGGCAUCUCUUUAUAAACCAAGAAGAAGUGAUGAUUCUAUUGAUGAAGAAAAACGACACUUGGCAUCUCUUUAUAAACCAAGAAGAAGUGAUGAUUCUAUUGAUUCUUUUGAUGAAGUAAAGCGAUACUUGGCAUCUCUUUAUAAACCAAGAAGAAGUGAUGAUUCUAUUGAUGAAGAAAAGCGACAUCUGGCAUCUCUUUAUAAACCAAGAAGAAGUGAUGAUUCUAUUGAUGAAGAAAAACGACAUCUGGCAUCUCUUUACAAACC
Molecule: messenger RNA, 2553 nt
Organism: Homarus americanus (American lobster)
Lineage: Eukaryota; Metazoa; Arthropoda; Malacostraca; Decapoda; Nephropidae
Exons: 1
Coding region: 1-1662 (553 amino acids)
Source: RefSeq, a predicted model, not a curated record